Lotus japonicus is the source of this 2314-nucleotide messenger RNA. RefSeq lists its product as uncharacterized. The transcript has a single exon. The coding region runs from base 1368 to 2204 and encodes 278 amino acids. The record is from RefSeq and is a predicted model, not a curated record. Gene Ontology annotation, biological process: root development; shoot system development. NCBI's taxonomy places the organism in Eukaryota, Viridiplantae, Streptophyta, Magnoliopsida, Fabales, Fabaceae.
CCAUGGGAUUUAGCUGAGGAAUCUUGUCACUGGGCUGCGAAUUGUGGAAGGAAUUGAAAGACCGCUUAAGUUAUACUGUGACAAUAAAUCAGCCGUCUUAUUUUCCAACAAUAAUAGGAGCUCGACCAAGUCAAAACAUAUUGACAUCAAGUUCCUAGUUGUUAAGGAAAGGGUACAAAGUGGACAGAUUUCUAUAGAACACAUAGGGACAAACUCCAUGAUAGCGGAUCCUCUUAUAAAAGGUCUUCCGCCUAAGGUCUUUCAUGAGCACACUGCUCACAUGGGUGUUUUGCAGUGUGAGGAAUGCUUAGUUUAGUGGGAGUUACUCAUAUAUAAAUUAUGUGUUCUAUGUUUGGUAUUAUGCAUGCAUACUCUAGUAUUUGGAUAUUUUUUUGGUUAAUUAUAAAGUUUGAUAUUCUGUUAUUUAUGCUUUGUACAAUAAGGUUAUUGAAUGAUCUCACUAAAGUAAAGUAGGACCAGUUGAAAAUUGACAAGUACAGGCCACCUUCUUGUGAUUUUCAUGCUGCACAUUUCAUAAUGAAUCUAUGUCAUUUAGUUAUGUCAGUACUAGUAAUCAUUGAUGGGUUUAGUUAUGAUUGAUAUAACGAAAAUCACUUUGGUUCUAUGUACUGGCAUGGCUAAUGGACGAGAUUAUUUGGAUAUGCUUAAGGUAUAUAAUGGCAUUUUUGAGCUCAUAAAGUCUAACACAUGUGUAGAGUUACAUAUGUGACCAGUGGGAGAUUGUUAGAAUUUUGGGUCACAAAUGUAACUUUUAAUUGUGUUAGGGCCAUUAUUUAAUUAGCCAAAACUAAAGUGGUCUAUUUAAUAUUGAUCUUAUGGCUAAGGGCAUAUGUGUUAUGAAAAUGUAUUGUGCGGAUACCAUAAGGCAAUAUUCUAAUUUGAUGAGGGGCCAAAUUAGAAAUAUUGAAAACAGAAUUGUAACUGAUGCAGUUACUUAUAGGGUUAUGGUCCCCAAUUAUAGACAACACAGUAACGUGAAAAGUUUCUCCUCAUCCCCAUCAGAGGAAAACAUCAGGAAACCCUAAGGGUGAUCUACAAUUGGAAGAUCACAACCCCAGAUCCUUCAGCGAUUCUCAUGGCUCAUUCAGGUACGCUUCCGCUCUAGAUCUUCAUCAUGUUUUUCGGGUAUGGGUUAAUCAAGUGUGGUUUAGGAUUAUGCUCCUAUUUUCUAUAUGGGUAGAAAAGCAUGUGGUUAGGAAUAAAUCCUUAUUUGUUAGAAACUUACAGAGAUUCCUUGUGUCUCCACCACUCUUAAUAUAAAUUGAGCAAAUGGCAUUGGAAGGAAGAUAAAUCCAUAGCCUGAAUUCUAAGUCAACAUCAAGGUUUCUCUUCUCCUUAGGAAAAAAAUGGCAAAAUCCUCUUUCCAUGCUCGCUCAAACAGCUUUCCCUCAAGGCCUCACCCUCUCAUUCUACAAUGCAAUGAACACUUGGAUAGGCUAAGAGCUUCCCAAGAAACUUCUUCAUCUUCCUUGCUCAGCCAUAAAUUAGGAGGGUUGCGCGAUCUGCAUGAUUGUGUUGAAAACUUGAUCCAACUUCCCCUCACUCAAGAAGCAGUUCUCCAUGAGAAGAACUGUGUGAAUGAGCUUUUGGAUGGAUCCUUGAGACUCUUAGACAUGUGCACAACCGCGAAAGACUCUCUACUGCAUACAAAAGAGUGCACACGCGAGCUUCAAUCGAUUAUGAGAAGAAGAAAGGGUGGUGAAGUGGAGCUUAGGGCAGAGGUUAAAAAAUUCUUGGCAUCUAGGAAGGUGGUGAGAAAGGCUAUCUCAAAAGCCUUGUCAAAUUUGAAGGAUACUACUACAAAAGACAAUCAAAAUGUAGCUUUGGUUAGCUUAUUACAAGACAUGGAAGUGGUGACUCUAUCAACAUUCCAGGAACUUCUGCAAUUUAUCUCAGGAACAACACAAUCAAAGUCAAGGAACUGGCUUUUGAUUUCCAAGCUAAUGCAGACCAAGAAAGUAGCAUGUUCACAAUUGGCAGAUGAAAGUGAAUUUGCACAACUUGAUGAAGCAUUGCAGUCCUGCAUAUUUGGUCAAACAAGCAAAUUUGAAGACAUGAAUAAGCUGCAAAAUCACUUGGAGAAAGUGGAGUUGCUUAUUCAGGAUCUUGAAGAGGGUCUUGAGUUUGUGUUGAGGCGUUUGAUUAAGAUUAGAGUAGCCCUUCUUAACAUCCUUAAUCACUAGUUAAGAUUAUCUUGGGCAUCAAAAUUUUGUAAUGGUGUAGAUAUAUACUUUUACAUGGAAAUUUUCAAUGUAAAUAUCUAGUUAUGGUAAAUUAAAAGUUCUUACUCAAA